This is a messenger RNA of Lepus europaeus (European hare), 5198 nucleotides long. It is a transcript of the gene PDGFRB, whose product is annotated as platelet derived growth factor receptor beta. The record is from RefSeq and is a predicted model, not a curated record. Gene Ontology annotation, molecular function: ATP binding; platelet-derived growth factor beta-receptor activity; platelet-derived growth factor binding. The transcript has 23 exons. Bases 96 to 3416 code for a protein of 1106 amino acids. Gene Ontology annotation, cellular component: signaling receptor complex. Gene Ontology annotation, biological process: cell chemotaxis; protein phosphorylation; positive regulation of smooth muscle cell migration. NCBI's taxonomy places the organism in Eukaryota, Metazoa, Chordata, Mammalia, Lagomorpha, Leporidae.
AACGGGAGAGGGCAAGAAGGAGGACUUCCUGGAGGGGGUGACAGUCCAGAGCCCGGGACAGUACUCACACCAGAACCCUCGGCAGCAAGGACACCAUGCAGCUUCCGGCUGUGGGGCCAGCUCCGGGGCUGAAAGGCCGGUCGCUGCUGCUGUCUCUGCUGUUGCUGCUGGGCCCGGAAGCCUCCCAGGGCCUGGUCAUCACUCCUCCAGGGCCAGAACUGGUCCUCAACAUCUCCAGCACCUUCGUGCUCACCUGCUCGGGUUCGGCUCCGGUGGUGUGGGAGCGGCUGUCCCAGGAGCCCUGGCAGGAAGUGGCCGUGAACCAGGACGGCACCUUCUCCAGCGUGCUCACCCUGAGCAAUGUCACUGGGACAGACACCGGCGAGUACUUCUGCAGCUACAACGGCUCGCAGGGGCUGGACCCCAGCGAGCGGAAGCGGCUCUACAUCUUUGUGCCAGAUCCCACCAUGAGCUUCCUCCCUACGGAACCUGAGGAACUCUUCAUCUUCCUCACGGAGGUAACUGAGACCACAAUUCCGUGCCGAGUGACAGACCCUCGGCUGGUGGUGACGCUGCACGAGAAGAAGGAGGACGUCCCGCUGCCCAUCCCCUAUGACCACCAACGUGGCUUCUCGGGGACCUUUGAGGACAAGACCUAUGUGUGCAAAACCACCAUCGGGGACAGGGAGGUGGAUUCCGAUGCCUACUACGUCUACAGCCUCCAGGUGUCAUCCAUCAACGUCUCUGUGAAUGCGGUGCAGACCGUGGUCCGCCAGGGCGAGAACAUCACCAUCAUGUGCAUCGUGACCGGCAACGAGGUGGUCAACUUCGAGUGGCGGUACCCCCGCCAGGAGAGUGGGCGGCUGGUGGAGCCAGUGACCGACUUCCUGUUUGAUGUGCCCUCCCACAUCCGCUCCAUCCUGCACAUCCCCAACGCCGAGACAGGCGACUCUGGGACCUACAUCUGCAACGUGUCAGAGAGCGUGAAUGACCAUCGCGAUGAAAAGGCCAUCAAUGUCACUGUGGUUGAGAGCGGCUAUGUGCGGCUGCUGGGAGAGCUGGGCGCGCUGCAGUUCGCCGACCUGCACCGGAGCCGGACGCUGCAGGUGGUGUUCGAGGCCUACCCUCCGCCCACCGUCCUGUGGUUCAAGGACAACCGCACCCUGGGUGACUCCAGCGCUGGCGAGAUCGCCCUGUCCACACGCAAUGUGUCCGAGACCCGGUACGUGUCAGAACUGACGCUGGUGCGGGUGAAGGUGGCGGAGGCGGGCAGGUACACCAUGCGAGCUUUCCAUGAGGACGCCGAGGCCCAGCUCUCCUUCCAGCUGCAGGUCAACGUCCCUGUCCGUGUGCUGGAGCUGAGCGAGAGCCACCUCGCCAGUGGGGAGCAGAUAGUUCGCUGUCGUGGCCGGGGCAUGCCUCAGCCGAAUGUCACCUGGUUUACCUGCAGAGACCUGAAAAGGUGCCCAUCCGAGCUGCCGCCCACACCGCUGGGGAACCGCUCCGAGGACGAGAGCCAGCUAGAGACCAACGUGACGUACUGGGCGGAGGAGCAGGAGUUCGAGGUGGUGAGCACGCUGCGCCUGCGCCACGUGGAUCAGCCGCUGUCGGUGCGCUGCGUGCUGCGCAACCUGCGUGACUACGACACCAAGGAGGUCACCGUGGUGCCGCACUCGCUGCCCUUCAAAGUGGUGGUGAUCUCGGCCAUCCUGGCCUUGGUGGUACUGACGAUCAUCUCCCUCAUCAUCCUCAUCAUGAUCUGGCAGAAGAAGCCACGCUACGAGAUCCGGUGGAAGGUGAUCGAGUCCGUGAGCUCUGAUGGCCACGAGUACAUCUACGUGGACCCCAUGCAGCUGCCCUACGACUCCACAUGGGAGCUGCCGCGGGACCAGCUUGUGCUCGGUCGCACCCUUGGCUCCGGCGCCUUCGGGCAGGUGGUGGAGGCCACAGCCCACGGCCUCAGUCACUCGCAGGCCACCAUGAAGGUGGCAGUGAAGAUGUUGAAAUCCACAGCCCGGAGCAGCGAGAAGCAAGCCCUCAUGUCCGAGCUGAAGAUUAUGAGUCACCUCGGGCCACACCUGAACGUGGUCAACCUGCUGGGGGCCUGCACCAAAGGAGGGCCCAUCUACAUCAUCACCGAGUACUGCCGCUAUGGCGACCUGGUGGACUACCUGCACCGCAACAAGCACACCUUCCUGCAGCAGCACUCCGACAAGCGCCGCCCGCCCAGCGCCGAGCUCUACAGCAACGCCCUGGCCGUCGGCCUGCGGCUGCCCAGCCACAUGUCCCUGACCGGCGAGAGUGAUGGCGGCUACAUGGACAUGAGCAAGGACGAGUCGGUGGACUACGUGCCCAUGCUGGACAUGAAAGGAGACGUCAAAUACGCUGACAUCGACUCCUCCAACUACAUGGCCCCUUAUGAUAACUACGUCCCCUCCGCCCCCGAGAGGACCUACCGGACCACUCUGAUCAACGAGUCCCCGCUGCUCAGCUACACGGACCUCGUGGGCUUCAGCUACCAGGUGGCCAACGGCAUGGAGUUCCUGGCCUCCAAGAACUGCGUUCACCGAGACCUGGCGGCCAGGAACGUGCUCAUCUGUGAGGGCAAGCUGGUCAAGAUCUGUGACUUCGGCCUGGCCCGAGACAUCAUGCGCGACUCCAACUACAUCUCCAAAGGCAGCACCUUCCUGCCCCUGAAGUGGAUGGCCCCCGAGAGCAUCUUCAACAGCCUCUACACCACCCUGAGCGACGUGUGGUCCUUUGGGAUCCUCCUCUGGGAGAUCUUCACCCUGGGCGGCACACCGUACCCGGAGCUGCCCAUGAACGAGCAAUUCUACAACGCCAUCAAGCGGGGCUACCGCAUGGCCCAGCCCGCACACGCCUCGGACGAGAUCUACGAGAUCAUGCAGAAGUGCUGGGAAGAGAAGUUUGAGAUUCGGCCCCCUUUCUCCCAACUCGUGCUGCUUCUCGAGAGGCUGCUGGGCGAGGGUUACAAAAAGAAGUACCAGCAGGUGGAUGAGGAGUUUCUCAGGAGUGACCACCCGGCCAUCCUCCGGUCCCAAGCCCGCUUCCCAGGGUUCCACGGCCUCCGAUCUCCCCUGGACACCGGCUCUGUCCUCUACACGGCCGUGCAGCCCAACGAGGGCGACAAUGACUACAUCAUCCCCCUGCCUGACCCCAAGCCCGAGGUUGCUGAUGAGGGCCCCCUGGAGGGCUCCCCCAGCCUUGCCAGCUCCACCCUGAACGAGGCCAACACGUCUUCCACCAUCUCCUGUGACAGCCCCCUGGAGCCCCAAGAAGAAGCAGAGCUCGAGCCACAGGUGGAGGCACCAGAGGAGCCCCAGCCGGAGCAGGAGCAACCGGCAGAUCCGGGCUGCCUGGGGCUGCGGGCCGAAGCGGAGGACAGUUUCCUGUAGGGGGCUGGCCCCGACUCCACCCUGCCUGGAGCCCCCCCUCCUGCCUCCCAGCACCCGGCACCGCCCGGCCACCUGCCCCCUUCAGCUGUCUUUUCUGGGAGGCUCUGCCCCUGACGUGUUGGGUCCCAGACCUUGGGGCUGCCCUGGGAGGUGAGAGCCGGGGGGCCUGGGAGGUGAGAGAGCCGUGACCGGCCCUCUGCCUCUGGCUCUGUGCAGGGCCCUCCCAGGAGACUCCGUCUCCCCGCAGACACGAUGGACGAGGUGGGUUUUCCUUCCGGCAGGCAGGUGCACAGGUGGGAAUCCCUGGGGUGAAUGAGGCAGUCUGUCGCUUCUCUCUGUCCGGCCAGCUGCCCUUGAUGGGGCUGCGGCUCCCUCCUCACCUCGCAGUUGGAUCCAGCAUGGCUGGGAGGGACCCUGUGUCCCCAGCUCCCGGCUGAGCUGGGGCCCGCCUUGGACAGAGGUGCCCCUUCCAGCAGACACCUCCCCUGCGGCCAGUGUCCCCUCUCCCAGGUCCGAGCUGGUCUGGGGCCUUCUGUGUUUACUGAGUGCUGUUAGCUAAUGCAGGAUGCCCUGGCCCACACCUGCCACCCAGGGCAGUUGGGGCAUACCCAGCCAUCAAGGUGCCCAUGUCCCAUCUUUCGGGUCCCGUUGUCCUGGGGACUUUUCCUCAUUGUCCGUGGUCUGGAUGCCCCUGCUGGAGACUUUGGGAAGGCCCCAUGUGCAAUGUGUACUGCUGAUGUGCCAGCCUGAAGCACCACGUGUAUGCACCAAGACAUGGCCCGGACUCUGCGCUGGACCUGCUGUGAGAUCUUGGAGGAAUCCUUUGCCUUCCCUGGGCCUUGUUGACCCCUUUGACAAAUGAGCACGUUGGACUCAUUAACUCCAAGUGCCUUGCCAGCGCCAACAUUCUAGAAUAGUCCAAAGGCCUGCACUUCGCCCAGAUGAAGCAAGGCCGAGGGUCUCAACUCUUCAUCCUGAAGGUCAGCUGGGCCCUGGGGAGAUUCCAGACCACACAGCACACUCUAGGGGUUCAGGCACAGUGCUGCCUCCCCCAAGGCCCUGCAAGUCCCAACAGCCCAGCUGCUAGGACCUCGACUUGGGGUGAGAGCUGGGGAGCUGGAAAGCCCCUGGCAGCUUCCCCGGGGGGCAUGGCAAGGACCCCACUCCGCAGUGACUCUGACCUCUGGAGUUCUCCUGGGUGAGGGGGCCCAGAGGACACAUCACAUGACCACGUGCGGCCCGCGACCCCAGCGCCUGCCAUCCACGUAUGUGCUGCAGGCGGGCUGGACAGCGGGACAAGGAUGUCCCCUAGAGGACGAGAAGCCUGGAGUGGGCACCGCGGACAGCGGUGUGAGUGAUGGGCGCCUUGGACACUGCCCUCUCACUUGCCCGAGGCAGCAUGCCAUGGGGCGUGGUGUUUGUCACUGCCCAGGCCUGGCAGUGGCAUCUCACUGUCCCCAGCUCAGUGGGCAUUAGAUGUGCCAGGGGAGUAAGCGCUAUGGCCAAGACCCUGGCAGGGGCAGGGCUGGAAAGGGAGUGAGGAAAGGUUGACCCCGGUGGGUGCCAGCCAGCACCUGCCCCGGGACCCCCAAAGCCUGGUCGAAGGAGGAGGAGUGGGGUCUCACUACGGUACCAAAGAUAUACUCACCUAGGUUUACAAGUAUUUUAGGACUCACAGUAACUCACAUUUAUACAACAGAAGUGCUAUUUUGUACGCUAAGUUUUCCUAUCCGUGUACUUUUUUUAAGGGAAAGAUUUUAAUAUUAAACCUGGUGCUUUUCA